ACUAUUUAAAAUCUAAAAUUCCUAUAUUCAUUUAGGAUAAUACAAAGGAUUGUGUUUAGAAUUUGAUGAAAGUAUGAAUGAUCUAAUAAGAAUUACUUACAUAUGUAUCUGAGACAAAGACCAUUGACCAUUUUUCAUUGAAAAAAUUAAUUGUGGAUAUGGAAAGAGAACGAUUGGGAUCAUCAUUAACAAUAACUAGAGCACUACAAUAAUUAAGUAAGAUAAGAGAGAAUGAUAAUAAUUAUUAAUAAUCUAUAUUAGCCAUAGCUGCAAGACAUAAUUUAUGUUAAGCAAUUCCAAUGAAAAUAUAAUUAAGCAAAAUAACAUCUUAAAAUUUAGUACCUGAUUUUUUAUUAUAUUUGGCUUUGACUGAGAAUAAUGGAUUAGUUGAAUUUUGUAAAAAGUAAGUAAUAAAACAUAGAAAAAUGUAUUAUUAUUUAUAAUACAUGUUACCUCAUGAAAGCAAUUAUAAAAAAGAUAAAUAUAUUUUAUAGGAAUCUAUUAUGUAGAAAUAAUUCGAAAAGAAUUUGAAUGAAGAAUAUUUAAAAGAAUAUGAGGUUGGAUUAUAUCAUUGUGAUUUCUAUUUACCAAAAUCUAAUACAAUAAUAGAAGUGAAUGGAUAUAAACAUUAUAUUCAUUUUAAAGAGAGAAAGACUGGUAAUUAUCAAUAGAAAUAUAAUUAUCUAAUAAAAAAAGGAUAUAAUGUUAAAGAAAUAGAUAAUAAUAAUUAACAUAUAUGA
Messenger RNA from Paramecium primaurelia, 740 nucleotides. The record is from the annotation of a GenBank genome assembly. NCBI's taxonomy places the organism in Eukaryota, Ciliophora, Oligohymenophorea, Peniculida, Parameciidae.